This is a messenger RNA of Malania oleifera, 1242 nucleotides long. RefSeq lists its product as uncharacterized. NCBI's taxonomy places the organism in Eukaryota, Viridiplantae, Streptophyta, Magnoliopsida, Santalales, Ximeniaceae. The transcript is spliced from 2 exons. The coding region runs from base 1 to 1242 and encodes 413 amino acids. The record is from RefSeq and is a predicted model, not a curated record.
AUGUCAUUGCCUCCUGGUUUUCACAGUAAGGACGGGCCUUCAAUUGCUGCUUCUUCUUCACAAUCAUCUAAUACUGUUGUUUGUAGGUUGCUUAAAUCUCUUUAUGGUCUGAGACAAGCUUCAAGACAAUGGUAUACGAAAUUGUCAUUUGUUAUUCAACAACUUGGUUUUAUUCAAUCGACUACUGAUAAUUCUCUUUUUGUUCAUGCCAAAGGUUCCUCAUUCACAACUUUAUUGGUUUAUGUGGAUGACAUGAUCAUAACAAGAAAUGAUCCCAUUUGUGUAGCAAAUUUAAAGACAGUUCUGGAUGCUAAAUUUGGAAUUAAAGAUCUUGGAUCACAUAAGUUCUUCUUAGGACUUGAAAUUGCUAGAGGAAGAAAUGGAAUAAGCUUAAAUCAAAGAAAGUUUGCUUUAGACAUUUUAAAGGAGACAAGAAUGAUGGGUUGUAAACCUGCUAAGUCUCCAAUGGAACAACAAUUAAAAUUGUCAAAUGACAAUGGUGAACUUCUAUCAGAUUCAGGCAAGUAUAGAAGGCUUAUAGGAAAAUUGAUUUAUUUAACACUCAGCAGACCAGAUAUUACAUAUGCUGUGAACAGGCUGAUUCAGUUUUUGGCCAAAUCGAGAGUUCCUCAUAUGCAAGUUGCAACAAGAAUUCUACAAUUCAUCAAGGGGACACCUGGGCAAGGAAUUUUAUUUUCUAGUAGUUCAGAUUUACAAUUGAAGGUAUAUUGUGAUGCUGAUUGGGCUGGAUGCCCAGAUACAAGGAAGUCUCUUACUAGAUAUUAUGUUUUUCUUGGAGAUGCUUUGAUUUCUUGGAGAUCAAAGAAGCAAUCAAUGGUAUCAAGAUCUUCAGCUGAGGCUGAAUAUAGAUCAAUGGCAGCUUUGCAUAUAGCUGCAAAUCCAUUAUUACAUGAACGAUCAAAACAUAUAGAAGCGGAUUGUCAUAUUAUUAGAAACAGAGUUCUAGAUGGUAUGAUCAAAACUUUUCAUGUUGCAUCUAAAAAUCAGUUGACUGACAUUUUUACUAAGGCACUUGGUGUAAACAAUCAUAUUAGAAUGAUCAAGAAGUUGGGUUUGAUUAAUAUCUUUGCUCAUCAAGUUGAAUAUCCGGAUUGUACUAUAAAAGAUCAAGCAGCAAGAGCUUUGCUCUUGAGGGGUGGCGGGGGUGUUAAACUUAGUGAGCCAAUCAUUAAUGCUGGGGUGUUAAGUUCAGUAAAAAGAAAAACAGUGGUUCAAGAAUAA